AUGACUCCUACACACUUCGCCUUUUCCUCAACCUUUCUUCUCGGCCUAGCAGGCCUAGCAUUCCACCGAACUCACCUUCUUUCCGCCCUCCUAUGUUUAGAAGGAAUAAUACUCUCACUCUUCAUUGCCCUCUCCAUAUGAACCCUUCAGCUUAACUCUGCUAGCUUUUCAGCCUCCCCCAUACUUCUCCUGGCUUUUUCAGCCUGUGAAGCAGGGGCCGGUCUCGCACUACUCGUCGCUACUGCCCGCACCCACGGGACAGACCGACUCCAAAGCCUCAAUCUUCUGCAAUGCUAA
This is a messenger RNA of Neolamprologus brichardi, 297 nucleotides long. Lineage: Eukaryota; Metazoa; Chordata; Actinopteri; Cichliformes; Cichlidae. The record is from the annotation of a RefSeq genome assembly.